Messenger RNA from Trichomonas vaginalis G3, 1875 nucleotides. Its product is annotated as ankyrin repeat and SOCS box-containing protein 4 family. The transcript has a single exon. Lineage: Eukaryota; Parabasalia; Trichomonadida; Trichomonadidae. The record is from RefSeq and is a predicted model, not a curated record. Bases 1 to 1875 code for a protein of 624 amino acids. Gene Ontology annotation, molecular function: protein binding.
AUGAUCAAAACAGAAUUGAUUGAUUCAAAGAAAUAUACUCCCAAAAAAAUUAUAAGAGAUAUCUUAUAUAUAAUUCCUUUUAAUAAUCGCUAUACAAAGUCAUAUUUAUAUCUUGCCAAACUAAUAUCUGAUGAUUAUCAUAUGGAAGAGGUCAACUAUGUUGAAGAAAUUCCAAACUACCUGUUUUAUAAAGAAUAUGGAAUUAAAUUAGACAAAUCUGCCGAUUUUAAAAAAAUUGACUUAGAAAAUCUGGAUAUUCAUAUAGAAAAUACAAUUUACAGGGCAAUUAUGUAUAAUGACUUAGAAACAUUCAUCCAAUUCACAGAAAGAGAUGAUUUUGAUCAAAGCCGGGGCCUUAAAUGUAAAUUGUAUGUAUAUUAUGAUGGCGAUUAUUCAUUACUUGAAAUAUGUUGUUACCAUGGAGCUGUUGAUUGUUUCAAGUUAUUAAGAUCGAAAUUCGACUCAAGCAUAACCGGAAAUUGUCUCCGUUUAUCAUUUUUAGGUGGAAAUCCAGAGAUCAUGAGUGAAUGUUUGAAAUAUCAAAGACCGGAUAAAGAAUGCAUGGAAUAUGCUAUUGUUUCACACAACAUUGAUUUUGUUACAUUCUUGAUGAACGAGUACGAUUUAAAGAUCAAUUUAUCUUAUUGUGCAAAAUAUAAUAAUCUUGAUGCAUUGUUAGUUUAUUUCGAUCAAACUAAUGAUAUUAAUAAAUGCUUUAUUCAAUCAGCGAGGUUUAAUAUUACAUCUCUUUGCGAAUAUUUUCUUUCACUUGGUGCAAAUAUCAAUGAAAAAGAUGAAUUUGAAAAAACCACUCUUCAUAUUGCAGCAGAGUAUAAUAAUGAAGAGAUAGCAGAAUUUCUUAUUUCACAUGGCAUAAAUAUCAAUCAAAAAGCUAAAUAUGGAUACACUGCUCUUCAUAUUGCAGCAAACUAUAAUAGUAAAGAAACGGCAGAAAUUCUUAUUUCGCAUGGUAUAAAUAUCAACGAAAAAAGUAAUGAUGGAUCAACCGCUCUUCAUAAUGCUGCAUAUAAUAAUUAUAAAGAAAUGGUCAAGAUUCUUCUUUCACGUGGUGCAAAUAUCACUGAAAAAGAUGAAUUCGGAGAGACUGCACUUUCAGUUGCAUUAGUCCAUAAUAGAAUAGAAACAGCCGAAUUUCUUGUUUCAAAAUUUUCAAAUAUCAAUGAUGAAGAUAAAUAUACAAAAUUUGUUCUUCACUCUGCAGCAUCUGCCAAUUCGAAAGAAACAGUCGAACUUCUUCUUUCACACGGUGCAAAUAUCAAUGAAAAAGAUAUUGAUGGACAAACCGCUCUUCAUUAUGCAGCAGAAUUUAACAGUACAGAAACAGUCAAACUUCUUCUUUCACACGGUGCAAAUAUCAAUGAAAAAGAUAUUGAUGGACAAACCGCUCUUCAUUAUGCAGCAGAAUUUAACAGUACAGAAACAGUCAAACUUCUUCUUUCACAUGGUGUAAAGAUCAAUGAAAAAGAUAAUGAUGGAAAAACCACUCUUCAUUAUGCAGCAGAAUCAAACGGUGCAGAAACCGCUGAAAUUCUUAUUAAACAUGGCGCAAAUAUCAAUGUAAAAGAUAAUGAUGGGGAAACCGCUCUUCAUAUUGCAUCACAACAUUACGGUAAAGAAACUGUCGAAGUUCUUCUUUCACAUGGUGCAAAUGUCAAUAAAAAAGAUAAAUUUGGAAAAGCCGCUCUUCAUUAUGCAGCAGAAUUUAACAGUACAGAAAUAGCCAAACUUCUUCUUUCACAUGGCGCAAAUUUCAAUGAUAAAGAUAAAAAUGGAAAUACAGCUCUUCGUAUUGCAUCAUCUCACGAUAAUGACGAAACGGCUGAAAUUCUUAUUGAAUAUGGGGCCAAAAAGUAA